Molecule: messenger RNA, 2341 nt
Organism: Racocetra fulgida
Lineage: Eukaryota; Fungi; Glomeromycota; Glomeromycetes; Diversisporales; Gigasporaceae
Source: the annotation of a GenBank genome assembly
AUGCAGUACAUUGCUUUUGAGUCAGUGAGGAAAUCAACUUCCGCAAAAUCUGCUAUAACUCCUCAACCGCAAAAUGACUUUCCUUCCGCAAGAACAACUACCACCACUACUACUAAAAUUCCUACUUCUUUAAAUGUUCCUAAACAAGAUCAGAUAAUUGACGAAACAAAACCAUUAAGCCCUACAACUCCGACUGAAGGUGCCACUGUUACAAAAACUACCACCACAACUACCGUUACUACGGUCACGACUACUACUGUUUCUUCUAAGAGUCCUAAUAAUAAUCCCGAUAUCGGGAAUCCCAAUAUUAACCCACUUGAAUCUGAUAAACGCAAUUCUUCUGUUUUUGAAGAUGUGUGUAAUACCCGGAAUGUUUGUAAUUCAUCAACCUUACAACCAAUGGCAACGUCUUCUUUCAAGGAUCCAAUGAAAGGAAAUUAUAAUAUGUAUGACUCUCGCCCUUUAAUUAAUAUUGUUCCCGCAAAAUCUUCGUCUGUAUAUGAUGUAAAGAAGUCGAUUAAUGAUGAUAUUCUUGGUCCUCCAAUUAUUAAUAUACUUCCUACUAAAUCUUCGUUGCCUGUAAACAUUAACCAGUCAAACCAUGAUGAAUCUUCAAUAUCUGCCCCUCAUAUUUUAUCAAAUUCUUCGUCUUCAAAUGUUCCAAUAGUCGUUUCUUCUACAAAACCUCCUGUAUCUUCACUCCUAGAGAAUAAAUUUCGUCAUAAUAGAAGUUCAACUAUAGUUAAUACCAAUUCUUUCUCAAAGCCCAAAAAUUCAGUUAUCGGAAACUCUGUGUCCGCCAUCGAUGGAGAAGAUACUACCUGUACGAAACAACCUCGAAAACGUCAACUUAAACGUAUGGGAUCUGCUCCCACUCUAAACAUUCCUUUUAUGCCUGUGACUAAGAAUUUAAAUAAAAUUUCUUUGACAAAGUCGAUGACAAAUUUGAAUGGACUUGAAGCAAAUUCUGAUAGUGAAACUCCAAAACAAUAUCUUGAAAGAAUGAUGUAUAAAACUCAACAAAUUGAUCGUGUUAUAGAAGCAUUUGCGAAAAGAUAUCAUGAAUCAAACCCUGAUUUAUUUCCUUCUGCAGAUACUCCUUAUAUUCUUGCAUUCUCUUUAUUGAUGCUUCACACAGAUGCUUAUAAUAAAAGUGUGAGGCGAAAGAUGACAAAAGAAGAAUUUGUCAAGAAUACACGUAUUGAUGGUGUUAAUCCGGAAAUAUUAGAGAUUCUUUAUGAUAAUAUCACUUUUGCUCAAUUUAUAUAUGCUCAAGAUGAUACUGAUGUUAAUGGACAGACCAUGCUUGAAUCUCCGACACAACACCGUCAAAUGAAAUUUUUCUCCUCAAAGGAACGAAGAAAGUCUACGCGUCCCAAGAAUGAUCCUUAUUGGAAAAUACCGACUGAAUUUAAACCCAAAAUCAAAGAUAUUAUUCCUACAGAAAAUCCAUAUUCCUAUAUGGGAACCCUUCCAGCUCUAGAUAUUGCUGAUCUUCAUCGUGCAUUCUCUGCGCCUCACACGAUUCGAAUCACGGGUGUUCAAAACAGACGUAAAAGUCAUGCUUUUAAAAACACUUCUGGUUCUCUUCAGUCAACAAAUGAAGACGGAACUUUUCUUUUAAAAAUAACUAAAAGUGGUAAACUUGGAAGGAAGGUUGAUUUAAUAGAUGGUAAAAAGAAGACUGGUUUCAUAAGAAGUUGGAGAAUAUAUGGUGUCAUAUUGAGUGGUAGUCAAUUAAUGUUCUUUAAAGAUGAAGCGGGAUUUAAUGCACAAAUGAAAAAGUUAAAAAAUUCCGAAAAGGAAUCUGCAAAAUUACCUGUUCUAAAACCAGAUGUAAUACUCAUGACUGCAGAUUCGGUGGCAGUAUAUGAUAAGAAUUAUGAGAAAUAUAAAAAUGUCUUUCGUUUGGUAUGUCCAAAAGGCCACCAAUAUUUAUUUCAAGCUGAGAGUGAAGCAGAAAUGAAUGAUUGGAUAUCAAAAAUUAAUUAUGCAGCUACAUUUAAAACGGCUGGAUUAAAAAUGAGAAAUCUUCGGAAUCCUUAUGUUGGACAACAGAGACGAGGUGCCAGUAGUGGUGGAUUGAGAUUUGGGAUUGGAAUGUUUGGACACAGUCAUGAUGCUGCUGCAAAAGAAUCGCAAGGUCGGGUCAAUUUGGUUCGGGCAAAAAUUGAUGAACUUCAAGGAAAAAUUUCCGCACUAACAUCACAACUUCAAACUGAUAUUCGAUUCAGAAAUAAUCUAUUUCUAAUGAUACCAUAUAAAGCAUCAACAAGAGAUCGUAUCUUACAAGUAGCAACUUCUGUAGCGUCUCGACUAAAACAUACUUGUUUAGAAUUAA